Parnassius mnemosyne (clouded apollo) is the source of this 240-nucleotide messenger RNA. The record is from the annotation of a GenBank genome assembly. NCBI's taxonomy places the organism in Eukaryota, Metazoa, Arthropoda, Insecta, Lepidoptera, Papilionidae.
AUGAGCCGCAAGGAAGCCUUAUCAUCGUUCAUACAGCAAAUUCACGGCAGGCCAGUAGUAGUCAAAUUAAAUAGCGGCGUUGAUUACAGAGGUGUACUUGCCUGUCUUGACGGUUACAUGAACAUUGCACUGGAGCAAACAGAAGAAUAUGUCAAUGGACAGCUCAAGAACAAGUAUGGUGAUGCCUUUAUCAGAGGGAAUAAUGUGCUUUACAUAAGUACGCAGAAACGGCGAAUAUAA